UGGGCGUUGAUUUCCGGUAUUAAAUGUGUGGAUUUUCAGGUUUCACAGUGUGUGAGUAAUGCGUGUGUGUGUGUAGGUGUGUGUGCGUGUGUGUUGUAUGUGUGUGUGUGUUGCAUGUGUGAGUGAAAGUGUGAGAGAGUUUGUAGCGCGGUUGUAAACGCUCCCAGCUCGGAUACUGUCACCGCUUUGCACCGCAGGCAAGGUCCGUGUUCCUACAUGCAAGUUACCGUCACGGCUCCACAAUCUUUGGCCAGCAAUGACUGAAAGCCCCGCGACCAAGCCGACCGAUGGAGAAGUGUGUCAGCGUGUGAAGAACGGACUGAAACCGGAGAGAAACGGCUUGGUGAAGAGCCUCCACCGCUGCCAUGAGCGGGAGCACAAGCACCACUGCCACCCCGAGGAGGAGGAGGUCCACUCAGACUCCCAUCAUGGCAGCCUGUACAGUCGGCCCUUCAUCGAAUCUUUCGAGGAGACGCCCAUGCUGGUGGCAGUGCUCACGUACAUGGGCUACGGCAUCCUGACCAUCUUUGGCUACCUCCGCGACUUCCUCCGUCACUGGAAAAUCGAAAGGUGCCACAUUGCCAGGGAGAGGGAGGUGCAAAAGGACUUUGUUCCGCUCUACCAGGAUUUUGAGAACUUUUACACCAGAAACCUCUACAUGCGGAUCAGAGACAACUGGAACAGGCCCAUAUGCAGCGUCCCAGGGGCCAAAAUGGACCUGAUGGAACGAGCAUCCCAUGACUACAACUGGACUUUUGAGUACACGGGGCGUGUGGUGCAGGAUGUGAUUAACUUGGGCUCAUAUAAUUACCUCGGCUUCGCUGAGAAUACAGGUCCAUGUGCUGACUCUGCAGCCGAGGUCACCAUGAAGUAUGGCGUCGGAGUUGCAAGCACCAGGCAGGAGACUGGCAACCUGGACAGACACGAGGAGAUGGAGAAACUAGUGGCUAAGUUCCUGGGUGUGGAGUCAGCCAUGGCGUUUGGGAUGGGGUUUGCAACCAACUCCAUGAACAUACCAGCCCUGGCUGGGAAGGGCUGUCUGAUUCUGAGUGAUGAACUGAACCAUGCCUCUCUGGUCCUGGGAGCCAGACUCUCUGGGUCCAUCAUCAGAGUCUUCAAACACAACAAUAUGCAGAGCCUUGAGAAACUGCUGAGAGAAGCCAUAGUUCACGGACAGCCCAGGACUCACAGACCAUGGAAGAAGAUCCUCAUAGUCGUGGAGGGCAUUUACAGCAUGGAGGGCAGUAUAGUACACCUGCCUGAAGUGAUUGCACUGAAGAAGCACUACCGGGCAUACCUUUACCUCGACGAAGCCCACAGCAUAGGGGCUCUUGGGCCGAGAGGGAGAGGUGUGGUCGAUUACUUUGGCCUAGAUCCUUGUGAUGUGGAUGUCAUGAUGGGCACAUUUACCAAGAGCUUUGGUGCUGCAGGGGGAUACAUCGCAGGGAAACGGGAGCUUAUUGAGUACCUGCGCUCCCAUUCUCACAGUGCAGUCUACGCCACCUCCAUGUCUCCUCCUGUGGUGGAGCAAAUCAUCACUUCUAUGAAGUGCAUUAUGGGAGAGGAUGGCACAGCAAUAGGCCGUGAACGUGUGCGACAGCUGGCAGAGAACACAGUCUAUUUCCGCAAGAGGCUUCGAGAAAUGGGCUUCAUCAUCUAUGGCAACAACGACUCUCCUGUCAUACCUAUGAUGCUCUACAUGCCUGCCAAGAUAGGAGCGUUUGGGAGGGAGAUGCUGAAGAGGAACAUCGGGGUGGUGGUCGUGGGCUUCCCCGCUACACCCAUCAUCGAGUCCCGGGCACGCUUCUGUAUCUCAGCCGCCCACACAAAAGACAUGCUCAACAGGGCUCUGAGUGUCAUCAGCGAAGUAGGAGACCUUCUUCAGCUAAAGUACUCCCGACACAGAAUACAGCCGUCUUUGGCGCGGCCUUUUGACGAUAAUGUGUAUGAGGACAUUGACGACUGAUGAACCAGUCCUCUCCUGAAGUGGCGUGAACCUGAACAACCCCAGAAAAUACAGAACGGGUCAAGAUGGAUCACAAGUCUUCCACAAGGACCGAGAUGUGCACAGGUGCCCCUUGUCACUCGCUUGCCAUGACGUUACAUCCCCCAACAAAAGGAAAACUCAUUGUACUUUGCCUUACCUAAACAUGCAGAACUUGUGGUGAACACACUGAAAAACAGCACCUAUGCUUUUUUGUGUACUUUUUAUUUCUCUUUUUUUGUCAUUUUGUGUCUAAGAUUUUUUUGUUUGGAUGUAUGUGAAUGUUUUUUUAGUGCUUGCGGCAUUUGUCUCGUUAAGCCUUGUUGUUAUGUAUGUGAAGUGGACAGGUGUCAGCUCUCCAAAUGUCUUUUAAAUUGUGAGAUUCUGGGAUAUUUUUCAUAUCAUGGAUGAUGAUGAAGUGAACUUUAAUGGGAUAAAGUUAGAUUUCUUUUAAUCAUUCUAAUUUAAAAUAACAAAAUCCAUAUCAUCUUUCAUUGAGAACAGUUCAGAUCAGUCAUUAAUGUUGUAGACUGAAAACAGAAAGCACUGGAUGUUGCACUGUUUGCACAGGACCAUACAAGUCCCCAUUAUUUUAGCUCCACCAACAAAGUUGGAGAGUCUGAUUGUUUGAAGAUAAUACACAAAAUGAAAUGGAUUUGGCUGAAAUAAAAAGACUGUCCUUGGUUUAAGUAUUGAAUAAUUAAGUCAUUCAGAUCUGGAAUUCCUACCAUUAGACAAUUGAUGUUGUUUUGUCCCCACUUAUUUGACCAUGGUCAUAUUCUAAUGGGAAAAGUCCAACAUCCAGGAACUGUUUUUACACUUGUUUUUGUGGGAGUGUGCACUCUACUUGGUGCCUUCUAGUUUUGUCAAAGAUUAUUUUUUAUGUUGAACUUUGAGAACACAUUUUAGGAAGCAAGACUAACACAACACCUACAACCAUACUGCUCCUUAAAUGUGACAUGACCAAACAUUUCUGAAUCACUAUUGUGACCACAUUACAUUGUCGUCAUUCCAUCCUUGGUUCUCCUAAAUGUGCUAUAAACAUAGAACCUCGGAGUUAAGUGUGGAACUUCCAUCAACAUUGCUUAUGUAGCACUAUGAAAAGGUUGCCAAAUAUUACAUGCUGAACAGCAGAUUAUUACUCUGAUUAUCCAAAAGGUACUUGACAAAAGUGAUACUUACCUUAAGUCUGUACACUAAAACUUAAGAUAAAGCCUGAAGAGAGAGAGUUCCAGCACCCAAAACUAUCAAACUGUUGUUUUUACAUUUUGGUUUUUGUAUCAGUUUAACAAUCUAACUCUUAACAAGAAAGCAAAUAAUUUCCCAAAAUGCCAAAAUAUUGCUUUAAUUUUGGCCCAAUUGGGUGAUUUUUAAUGCUUUCUAUAGUAAACUAGCAACUAGUUAGCAUGAUGUUUUACCUCAACUGACACCAGCUUAGAGCCAGUUCAACAGUGGCAAAUUGGAAAUGGGUCCAAAGCACUAGUGAGUAUGCCAUUAGACAUGUUACAGUGUAAGAGAAUAAAUUGACUACACACACAGGAAGAACCUUAUACUGCAUAACUAAUGCAACAUUUCAUAAAUAUAAGACUCUCUGGCAGCUCCUACAAUUAGAGGUUCAUAUCCUUUUACACAAACUGUAUAUGGUGAUAGCAGAAUCCAUCAAAAUCAUCAAGCAUAGCAGCUCUAUCCAUUCUGAAUGGAAAAACACCCUUUUUACUAAAACACUCACAAAUCCGUAGUUAGUCACUCCGCCAUACAUUUUAUUUUGUCUUUUGUCAGCUUUAAAUGAAUUUCAUUAAUUUUGUUGCAUCUUUAUUGACAUUAUAACUAAUAAUAGUAUUUUUGCAUUUUACAAAAAGUUUUCAAUAUAGUGUAUCUGUGUGUCGUUAGUGAUUACACUAUUUUUAAAAAGUGGCAUUUUAUUGACCAGUAGAAAUACUAGUUUUCAUGAAUGAUAACUUAAAGGUGAUACAUGUAAGUUUUUGCUAUUGCUACAUAUCCAACAUUAGCAUUAACAGCUGUCUACAGCACUAGAAGAAAUGUUGUGAAUUCAACAUCAAACUUCAUUCCCUGACAGCCAAGAGCUGUCUCCAGCAGUGGAGAGCAACACCCAUAUAUAACUCUGUCACCUUUCUUCUACUGGAGUUAGCAUGCUAAUCAGCUAGCCACAUCAGUCUUUACAAUAGUGAGUCACUGUAGUCCAGUCUGCCUCAGUCCAUCAUUACGAGAGGGUAUAUUCUAACCUCCGCUAAAACUCUUGGUAAUUAAACAGCUUUUAAUGCUAAUGUUGGCUAUGUAGCAAUAGCAAAAACUUACAUAUUGCAACUUUUAAAAAGAAACAUUGCAAUUCUGCUGCUGGAAAAAUGAAAACAAAUGUCAGUUGAAACUUGAAUGGGGAAUUUAAUCCUCAAACAUCUGUUACAUGUUUGAAUUUGGUCAGCCUCCUCUUCCCACAACUAUAUGUCACCAUCACUGGCAUCCUCCAGUGUGAUUGUAUGUUUUUUCAGUUGACCAAUUGAGUGUGUUUGGAUCAUUUAAAGUCUUACAGAUCACUUCAAAGAUUAAGUGACUCAGUUGUGAUAAGAUUAGUCUUACUUUUUUAUGGAAAGACCAAUAUCUGCCCAGUGUAAUGCAAGUGUAAGCUGUUGUUAUCUACUGACGUGUAGGGGGUCAGUUUAGUAAGUUCAGGAAUUGAAAAAAAAUAAAUUAUAUUUAUAUACUUAUACCUUCAGGCCUGUCAAGAGAAUAUUUUGAACUGGUAAGACUAAACUAGUCUAGAAGUAAAUCAGAGUUGUUUCUAAUUUCCCUCAUUUCCACCCUAUCUCUUGGGUGGUUAGUAAUAACAUCAUCGCUUUUUGUCUGAUAAUGUUGUUUUAUUGGCUUGUAAAACAAAGUGCUAUCGUUGUGCUGUGACUGAAAAGUUAUUAAUAACUUUAAUCAGUGUGUGACAGGGAGUGUGUGUGUUAGCUUGCAUGGUUUUGGCUAUUAUUGUAUGUGUUAUUGCACUCUUGCCUUGCUUUUCUUCCACGCCUGUCUCUUAAAUUCUUGGUUUAUCUAUUUAUCUAAAAUAUGCUAUUGAGCUUUUACUCUCCUUAAUGAAGGCAGCUGUAAAAAAAAAAAAAAAAGAUUAAUUAAAAAAAAAUACCACAUGCAUACAGUUACACUUGCAUGUGUGCACACUGGCAAAUAUUGUUCCUCAUAAUAAUGCAUGUACAGCUGCUCUGCACCACAGCCAGCCAUAGGUGCUCAAUGAUAUACACUGUUCUGCUAGAUGUGACUUUUUUGAAUGUUGUCAUAAAAAUCCACUUCCAUUACAGAGAAUGUUUGAGCAACAUUUCUGUCUGGGAUCUAGGGAGGUUCUCUCUCUCUCUCUCUCUCUCUCUUUUUUUCCUUCCAUGUUCAUGUUUCUCUGUUACUGUAAAUUGGAGUCAUAGAAAUUGAUUUAGUUUCCUCACUGUAGACAAAGUCUCAAAAUCCAAAUCUCAGAAUUACAAAUGAUUGUCCAUGAGCUGAAAGCUAAGAGUGAUAAUGUUAUCGAUACAGAAUGUGUUUUUUGUGUAUUUUUUAAGUUUUGCACAUGGAAAAGUCAUCAAAUGAUACUAAAAGCAGGCACUGAGAGCAAAUUUUAAUAUCAAAAUGUAAUUAUGGAAAAACCCUCAUGGCCUGAUUCAUUAAUGAUGCAGAUCUAAAUAUAAAUGAGAUCCCUGAGUACCCUUCAGAAUUGUUGGUACAUGAUAAACAAUAACAUGAUGUACCUUUGAGACUGUCUGUGCAAACUACGGUAUGUUUCCUUAAUGAUCUUAAACUUUGGUCUUGAAAAAGAAAUGCACAAAGCAGAGUAACCUUCAGCCUUUUUAAGGUCUAUGAGCUUUGUUUGUCCAGCAUGAGAUGCCACUAUGGAAGACGGUCCCACUAUUUUAUACAAAGUUUAUUUUGUCUCAUUGAGAAGAAGCUGUUGAGAAUAUUUUGUUUACUAUAGAGUAAGCAGGGAAAGAUGGUUAUCACUAUUACUGGCAGCUUUUCUCAAGUGCUGGAGUUUGCCAAUAAUAGAGGUAAUCAUAUCAGUGGUUGAGUGCACGUUACCACAUGUCAGAGAUAAUUCUUUUCUGAUACAGUGCCUUUGAAGCAAAUGAUUUUCUAAGAAUUCUGAAGAGUGUCAUACCUUGGAUUGUUCAUCUUUUACAGUCUUAUUUGACGUUUUUUACUACUCUGUCUUCAACAGUACUUAUAAUUAGCACUGGGUGUGUUCUCUGUGUUGACUAAUUGCCAUGCAUUGGAUCAUAGAAAAUGCACUAUUUGCAACAUAUCAGCAAAUGAUUAAUAUGUAAAGUGUCACCCCUGUUAAUGAUAGUAGGUCAUUAAAACAAUAAAAUCAAAGCUAUUUUGAAUUGUC
Lates calcarifer (barramundi perch) is the source of this 6377-nucleotide messenger RNA. RefSeq names its product serine palmitoyltransferase 2. Bases 257 to 1966 code for a protein of 569 amino acids. The record is from RefSeq and is a predicted model, not a curated record. Gene Ontology annotation, biological process: ceramide biosynthetic process; sphingosine biosynthetic process. NCBI's taxonomy places the organism in Eukaryota, Metazoa, Chordata, Actinopteri, Centropomidae. Gene Ontology annotation, cellular component: serine palmitoyltransferase complex. The transcript is spliced from 12 exons. Gene Ontology annotation, molecular function: serine C-palmitoyltransferase activity; pyridoxal phosphate binding.